GCGUGGCGCGGCGGCCGCGAAACGUGCGCAGGCGCUGGCUGCUGCGGUGCAGAUGGCGGAAAUGGAUCCGGUAGCCGAGUUCCCCCAGCCUCCCGGUGCUGCGCGCUGGGCUGAGGUUAUGGCUCGCUUCGCGGCCAAGCUGGGCGCGCAGGGCCGGCGGGUGGUGUUGGUCACGUCAGGCGGCACCAAGGUCCCACUGGAAGCGCGGCCGGUGCGCUUCCUGGACAACUUCAGCAGCGGGCGGCGCGGUGCAACCUCGGCCGAGGCCUUCCUAGCCGCUGGCUAUGGGGUCCUGUUCUUGUAUCGCGCUCGCUCCGCCUUCCCCUAUGCCCACCGCUUCCCACCCCAGACUUGGCUGUCUGCUCUGCGGCCUUCGGGUCCAGCCCUUUCGGGCUUGCUGAGCCUGGAGGCUGAGGAGAAUGCACUUCCGGGUUUUGCUGAGGCUCUGAGGAGCUACCAGGGGGCUGCGGCUGCAGGCACCUUCCUGGCGGUAGAGUUCACCACUUUGGCGGACUAUUUGCAUCUGUUGCAGGCUGCGGCCCAGGCACUCAAUCCGCUAGGCCCUUCUGCGAUGUUUUACCUGGCUGCGGCUGUGUCAGAUUUCUAUGUUCCUGUCUCUGAAAUGCCUGAACACAAGAUCCAGUCAUCUGGGGGCCCACUGCAGAUAACAAUGAAGAUGGUGCCAAAACUGCUUUCUCCUUUGGUUAAAGAUUGGGCCCCCAAAGCAUUUAUAAUUUCCUUUAAGUUGGAGACUGACCCCGCCAUUGUAAUUAAUCGAGCUCGGAAGGCUUUGGAAAUUUAUCAGCAUCAAGUGGUGGUGGCUAAUAUCCUUGAGUCACGACAGUCCUUUGUGUUUAUUGUAACCAAAGACUCGGAAACCAAGUUAUUGCUAUCAGAGGAAGAAAUAGAAAAAGGCAUAGAGAUAGAAGAGAAGAUAGUGGAUAAUCUUCAGUCUCGACACACAGCUUUUAUAGGUGACAAAAACUGAAGUAAAAAGCCCUUAUAGGAUCAGAAAUUGUUCAGGGCUCUUAGAGAUGGUGAAAACUACAAAAAAACCAUGGCUUUCAUAUGGACAGAGAAAAUGAAAGAAAGGGAAAAGGCAGUGGUGUGCAGGCAAAUACGUUUGGCAUUUGUCUUUUAAUGACACCUGAUAAUGCUCACCUGAUGUCAUUUUGAUUUUGAAAUUGAACACUAGAACUGUUAAUCACCUUUAAAAAGAAGAGCUUAUUGGGAAUUAUAUAUUCCUUAAAAUAUACGUGGGGGCCUGAAUAUCAGCCAUCUUUAUACUAUAAAAAGAGGAUUAUGGAUGCAUGAAUGGUCAUGCUUUGGAGAUCAAAUAUUGGUUGAAUGCCUAUGUAUGUCAGGCCCUGUGCUGAGCCAUGAGGAUUAAAAAGAUGAAUAAACAUAUCUUGUUUAGGAGAUGGAUGUAUAAAAAAAUCAAGUGCAAUAAAGUGUGUGUCCAAAAGCCGACACAAUGGAAAGGA
Molecule: messenger RNA, 1484 nt
Organism: Pongo pygmaeus (Bornean orangutan)
Lineage: Eukaryota; Metazoa; Chordata; Mammalia; Primates; Hominidae
Gene: PPCS
Product: phosphopantothenoylcysteine synthetase
Exons: 3
Coding region: 53-988 (311 amino acids)
Source: RefSeq, a predicted model, not a curated record